AUGUUUAGUGUGUCUAUUUUAAAACAAUUUUCUAGAUUAUCUAUAUCAUCAAAAUCUGUCACAGGAGUAAAUAGAAAUAUUUUUACUUCAGCAGUGGCAUUAAAUUUCAAAAUAACAGAUCAAUUAUGUGCGGAGCCUAUGAAGAAAAAGAAAAAAAUGGAUCCAGCAAUCGUCAAAGCUCGAGAAGAAAGAAGACGAAAAAAAUUAGAAAAGCAAAUUAGGAGGCUUCAAAAGAAUGCAAGACAAUUAAAACCUAUUGAUGAAUGUGAGAUACCGUUGCAUCUUUUAGAUCAAAUGGGAAAACGGAAGAGACCACCUGUUCAACUUUCGGCUCAGGAAGUUGAAGCACGUGCCAUAAUGCAAAAGGAGUGGAGCCGCUAUAAACAUUCAGAGUAUAUAGCGAAUAUUGCGCAAAUUGAUCGUAUCAUGGCAGCUCAAAGGCGUGCCCUUGAUAAGUUGUAUGAACAAUCAGAAGAUUUGUAUAAUGAAGCAGUUAUGCCCGAUCUGCAACUGAUUCCUUACUCAAUAAGCGGUCCAGUUGCCACGCCUCCCAUAAAGAAUUACGAUUCACCCGACGGCGAAUACAUAGAUGUCACCAAAAAGUGGGAUAAA
Iphiclides podalirius (scarce swallowtail) is the source of this 612-nucleotide messenger RNA. NCBI's taxonomy places the organism in Eukaryota, Metazoa, Arthropoda, Insecta, Lepidoptera, Papilionidae. The record is from the annotation of a GenBank genome assembly.